AUGGCUCGAGGACACCAAAAAGAAUUAGCACGACAACGUAAUGAAAAAAAUGGCGCUGGCAACAAACCAACAUCACAAAAAGGCACUGCCGCUGCUGGCUUAACUUAUCAAUGUCCGGUUUGCAAAACUCAAAUGGGUGAUCCAAAGACCUACAAACAACAUUUUGAAAACAUCAAAACCGAUCAAAGUUUGUCUUCAACUAACAUCAUUAUCGCAACUUUUCAAAAUAUGAAUCGAUCUCGUAGUCAAUUGGAUAUAUGUCAGAAUCGACCAUUAUCGAUACACAAACCGGGUGUUGUACCGUAUGCAUCGCAGAAUAUCUCGCCGAUUAGAUCGAAUCGUCAUAAAUAUGAAUUGAAACAAAAACUCUGGCCAAAACAAUCCGUCGAAUCAUGGUUUACUAAUCAUUCCUUCGAUGAUCGCCGAGCAGUGUUUAGUUUUCUUAAUACACUUUAUGAUGGUGACGAUAAAUGUAUGAAAAAAGAAGAACGAACAGCAGUUGAACGUCGUCAGAAAUCGCCCGCGACUCGAUUAUCCAGUCGUUUAUCCACUACGGUUGCUCAAUCGCCUAAUCAAUCUGCUCAGCGACGAUCAAAAAGCAAUCACGGACGAGAAAGUCGAGCAUCAAAGCGUGAUCUCGGUGAAAUUCUCGAAUCACUAGAAAGUUUCCGCCCGGCAACUUCAGUACAAGAGAAAGGUAUUCAGACAUCGACGUUGUCUAUCAAUGGUACGUUACCGGACGUGAAUGGAGCGAAGCCGAAUCGAAAAAUCGAAAAAUAUACUCGACGAUCCGUUACAUCACUAGACAAACCGGCAGAAACCGAACAGAAAGAACAGACGACUGAAAAUGACGAAAAUAAUAAACUUAAUCGCCGUUAUCUAUCUCAAACAUGGCGUGUUAUUAAUCCUCGAGAAGAUAUGGAACCAACUGUACGUCCCGAAAAUAAUCGUUCAUCGUUUUUCAACUACACGAAAAAAGUCUAUCCAGAAUACUUUUUUAUUCAUCCAGAUUGGUAUUAA
Molecule: messenger RNA, 1020 nt
Organism: Adineta ricciae
Lineage: Eukaryota; Metazoa; Rotifera; Eurotatoria; Adinetida; Adinetidae
Source: the annotation of a GenBank genome assembly